AUGUUUAGAGCUUUAGAAAGACAUACACAAGAUAUUAAAGCAGAUUUAUUCGAAUUUAAUAAUGAAUUACUCAUGCACUUGCAAAAGAAUGAUCAAUUAAACGAAUCUAACUUUCCUGAAAUCAGAGAUUAUCCAGUUUCAACAGAUUUACAAAAUAAAAUCACAAUUACAGAGGAUGGCGAUCAAGAAAUUUCAUUCCUAUCACCAGUAUCAGCAAUCGAUAUUUCAUGGGGCCGAAAAAACAUUGUUUUUGGAAGUUACAGCUCGUUAUUUUUAUCUGAAAUAGAAAAUUUACCUUCAGCUCAACAAAUAAACGGAUCAAAAACAGCAGGUAAUCAAUCUUACAUACGAAACGUUGCAUAUCAUCCAUCAGACGCCUUAAUUGCCUUUUCAGGGCAACUCGGAUCAAUAAAUCUCUACGAUAUUCAAACAUUGUCAACUAUAUCUACGACAAAAAUGCAUUCAUCGGUUGUCAUAGGACUUGGUUUUACAAGUGAUGGCUCCAAAUUAGUUACUACUAGUAGAGAUGGAAUUAUUAACGUGACAGAUUUAGUACAAUCGAAGAUAGUAAAAGAAAUUAAGGUUAAGAUUAAUCUUACUUGCAUGACGAUGUCUAAAUCUGACGAUUAUUUAGCUGUAGGGACUGAAGAAGGAACGAUUUAUUUAUUUGAUAACAGAGUUCAAGAAGGUGUUCAGACAAUUGAUGCACACUAUGCACAAGUAAUAUGUUUGGCUACAAAUAAUGAAGGAAUUAUUGCAAGCAGAGGAAAAGACAAAACUUGUAGAUUAUGGGACAUAAGAGAAACAAUUUCUUCAACAGGAUGCAUAGCAAGUAAUGCAGAUGGAUUAUGCUCCCUAGAUAUUUAUGAUAAUAAACUGCUUUCUGCAACAGAAUCAGGAGAUCUCAAAUUGUAUGACUUAAGUACAACAUUUCCUCUUGCUAAAACUAAAUGCUUGUCGCGACCGAUCGCUGUAAAGUACGUUCCUGAACUAAAUUCAUUGAUUUAUUCAACUGAAGAUUCAAAGCUGCAUAUUGAGAAGAUCAAGGCAAUUGAGCAGCAAACUGACCAGUAG
Trichomonas vaginalis G3 is the source of this 1074-nucleotide messenger RNA. Its product is annotated as RNA splicing. Lineage: Eukaryota; Parabasalia; Trichomonadida; Trichomonadidae. The record is from RefSeq and is a predicted model, not a curated record. Gene Ontology annotation, molecular function: protein binding. The transcript has a single exon. Bases 1 to 1074 code for a protein of 357 amino acids.